UCAAAGUUCUUUUGUUUGGAGGCAAGAAAAAAAUACAAAGCCACGGUGGCGAAAAACAGAGCAACGUCAACAAUAAACCAACUAAGAUGUAUCAGAUCACAGAUUUUCAAAAGAUUGGUGUUGGGCUAGCUGGAUUUGGAAUUGCCUUUCUAUUGCUAGGAAUUAUGUUUUUCUUUGACAGAGGAUUACUUGCCAUUGGAAAUAUUUUAUUUAUAGUUGGACUUUCUUUUGUGAUAGGAAUGGAAAGAACUGUGCGAUUUUUCUUUCAAAAACAUAAAAUAAAAGCUACAAGUUUCUUUAUAGGAGGAAUAUUUGUUGUAUUAUUAGGAUUCCCAGUCAUUGGGAUGUGUGUAGAAUUAUAUGGAUUUUUCCUAUUAUUUAGUGGAUUCUUCCCAGUAGUAAUUAACUUUUUAAGAAGGGUACCAGUUAUAGGAACAAUUUUAAAUUUACCUUAUAUUCGACAGGUUGCAGACAAACUUGGAGAGUCCAAUUCAAUGGUAUAGUGAAUUUUUGUUACUUUGUUAACAGUAUUAUCAGAAAGUGCCAUUGUCAAGAACAAAUAAGAUCAGCAUAAUAAUGAAGAAAUUAACAAGAAUGAUCAAAUUAUGUAGAAAAACAUAUUGUGAUUUUUACCAAAGAAUACAGAUUUUGAAUUCCA
Messenger RNA from Mytilus trossulus (common blue mussel), 658 nucleotides. Its product is annotated as vesicle transport protein GOT1B-like. The coding region runs from base 87 to 503 and encodes 138 amino acids. Lineage: Eukaryota; Metazoa; Mollusca; Bivalvia; Mytilida; Mytilidae. Gene Ontology annotation, biological process: retrograde transport, endosome to Golgi; endoplasmic reticulum to Golgi vesicle-mediated transport. Gene Ontology annotation, cellular component: membrane; endoplasmic reticulum. The record is from RefSeq and is a predicted model, not a curated record. The transcript is spliced from 5 exons.